Molecule: messenger RNA, 1854 nt
Organism: Knipowitschia caucasica
Lineage: Eukaryota; Metazoa; Chordata; Actinopteri; Gobiiformes; Gobiidae
Source: the annotation of a GenBank genome assembly
AUGCAGUCGUUAUUGGCUGAGAGUGAUUCUGGAGCAGAAGAAAAUGAAGAAGUUGAGAAACCAACAGACUCCAAACCAGUAAAAAAUGAGAAAAAACUAGAGAAAAGAAAAAGGGCGACAGAAAAGGAGGCAAAGCCAAUAAAGAAGAAAAAGAUUGCAGAGAAAGCGCCCGCCGUGUCUGAACAGAAAGAACCUGACAGUGACAAGUCAAACAAACCCAAAAGGAAGAGGAAGAAGAAGAAGAAGACCAUAACUGACGUGUUGGCUUCAGCUGAGGCCAAACCCGGGUGUGCCGCCGAUCUGCAGAGUGAAGUGACAAAGUACUUCACCGACAAAUGCUCUGUCAUCGAGCUGGAGGAGCUGCAACUCAAGGACUCCUGCUUCCUGACCUGUAACGAUCUCACUCACAGCCUUUCGUCAUAUCUCAAACAAGUUUGUCCAAAAUGGGCGAAAAUACACAAACAACACACAGAGAAGAGCUCCGCAGUGAUGCUCAUCGUCUGCAGCUCAGCUCUAAGAACGAUCGAGCUCAUCAAGCAACUGACAUCAUUCAAGGGAGAAGCAAAAGUCCUCAAGCUUUUUGCCAAGCACAUUAAGAUUGAUGAACAGGUCAAACUGCUACAAAAAGGCGUCACUCACAUCGGAGUGGGAACGCCAGGAAGAUUAUCUGCUCUUAUUGAGAAAGAUGGCUUGAAUCUGCGCUCCUUGCGUUAUGUAGUUCUCGACUGGAACUGGAGGGAUCAAAAGCUUAGAAGAAUGGUGGACAUUCCUGAGAUUAACUCUAUUGAGUGCUGGGAAAUGGGUAAAGUGACCAAGUCUGGCCCUCUGGCUCGGAGGCCUGACAACUCCGCUUUCAAACAGCAGAGACUCCCCGCCUGGUCUCCAAUGCUAACGGCUAACACGGUUCUGCCUUUCUUUUACAUCACGGCUCUAGUAUGCAUGCUAUUGGGAGUGUGGCUGCUUCUGACUGUACAGAGCACUCAGGAAAUGAAGAUGGACUACACAGAGGCUGGAACCUGUGAUAAAUGCUUUGAGAAACGUAAAAAUGUGAGCUAUUCGUCAGAGCCCUGUGAAUGUACAGUGGUUUUCUCGCUUGAAAAACCUUUCAAGGGUGAUGUUUUCUUCUACUACGGCCUUAGAAACUUCCACCAGAACCUGAGGCGCUACAUGGAUUCCAGAGAUGAUGGGCAGAUGGUGGGCAGGAAGGCUAAUCUCAAGACUCCCAGCUCCUACUGUAAACCGUUUAACAGAGACUCAAAAGGACUCCCUAUCGCCCCCUGUGGCGCUGUGGCCAACAGCAUGUUCAAUGACAGUUUUGCUCUGAUGUACCAUUCGAGUGACAUGACACACAAUGUCCAUCUGAUACGACAGGGCAUCACAUGGUACACAGACAAAAAUGUCAAGUACAGGAAUCCAAAGAUGGGAAACUUGACUCUACCGGACGUUUUUAAUGGAACUGUGAAGCCUCUGUACUGGCAGAAGAAUGUGUACGAGCUCGACCCUUCAGAUCUCACAAACAACGGCUUUAUUAAUGAUGACUUAAUCGUGUGGAUGAGAGAGGCAGCUUUUCCAAACUUUAAGAAGCUGUAUGGUGUCCUGAGCCGAGAGAAUGCACCGUUUGGCGAGGGUCUGCCAGCGGGCAAUUACAGCAUUAACAUCAACUACAACUUCCCUGUGAAGUAUUUCCGAGGACGAAAGCAAGUGGUGCUGACCACUCUGACUUGGUUUGGAGGUCAGAACCAGUUCCUGCCCAUUGCUUACCUGGUGACCAGCAGCCUCAUUAUGGUCCUGGCCAUUGUCCAAACUGCCGUCUGGUGGAAGUUUGGGAAGGAUGGCAAAAACAUGGAGGAGUGA